AAGGCGCUUCCCGGCGCCCUGGCCACCGCCAUGACCGGCACCGUGGUUCCCAAGUUUGAGGCGGCGACGCGCGAGAUGUUCGAGCAGGUCAAGGGCGCGUUUGAAAAAGGGAUGGACGACAUCGCGCAGGAGCUGUACACCCAGAAGGAGAACGCCAUCGCCGCGGAGGCCACGCCGCUCAUCUCCUCCCUGCGCCUGGCGUCAUCCGAGGUUAGGGGCGCGGCGGAGGCGUUGCUCACCAUGGAGUCGAUCCCGAACGGGGGCGGAUCCAAGACGGGUCCGGGGGCGAAGACGGUUCAGGCGACGUCGCUCGAGGAGCUGGAGGCCACGAUGGACCCGACGAUCGAGCUCGGGCGGCUCGUGGACGAAGGGAACUACGAGGAGGCGUUCCAGAAGGCUCUCGGGAUGGCGUCGGUCGAGACGGUGACGUGGACGUGCGGCAGGUGCGAGCCCGUGCGCGACGACAUCUUCGGCGCAGUCCCGGUGCCCCUGUCGCAGACGGUGCUCCUGUCGCUGAUGCAGCAGCUGAGCAGCGAUCUGGACGACGAGCCGUCGCUGAAGCUGCAGUGGAUCCAGGCGGCGUGCCUGGCGAUGGACCCGAGCGAUCAGUCCCUCGCGCAGGCGCUACCGGUCAUCCUCGGGGCGGUGUUCGACUCGCUCACGGAGACGGCGCAGGCGCCCGACACCCCGGCUGGGGUCCGCGGAGACCUCAGGCUGGUGCUGCACGUCGUCAACUCGCUCCUG
This is a messenger RNA of Micromonas commoda, 744 nucleotides long. RefSeq lists its product with no specific name. Gene Ontology annotation, biological process: deadenylation-independent decapping of nuclear-transcribed mRNA. NCBI's taxonomy places the organism in Eukaryota, Viridiplantae, Chlorophyta, Mamiellophyceae, Mamiellales, Mamiellaceae. The record is from RefSeq and is a predicted model, not a curated record. The transcript has a single exon. Gene Ontology annotation, cellular component: P-body. The annotation marks the transcript as partial.